UUUUGUCUAACAGUGUCUGCCAAUGUUGCCGUGGUAACCAAACAGAAUGUGUUCUAUAUCGACACAAGCGGCAGUUUUAGUGCAGAACGAUUGCAAGAUAUCAUGAUGGCACGACAAGGGGAUGAACAGAGUGUGAAAGCAGCAUUCAACCGAAUACACUGCUGUAACGCAUUCGACGUCUACCAAGUGAUACAGACAUUAGAAGAAAUUAGAAGUUCAAUAAUUGCAGGAAAUAACAGUUUUUACACAUCAAUGAAACUACUUGUACUUGACAGUAUUGCUGCUGUUAUCUCACCCAUACUUGGUGGGCAACAAACUGAUG
Molecule: messenger RNA, 322 nt
Organism: Saccoglossus kowalevskii
Lineage: Eukaryota; Metazoa; Hemichordata; Enteropneusta; Harrimaniidae
Product: DNA repair protein RAD51 homolog 4-like
Biological process (GO): telomere maintenance; reciprocal meiotic recombination; DNA strand invasion
Cellular component (GO): replication fork; microtubule organizing center; Rad51B-Rad51C-Rad51D-XRCC2 complex
Molecular function (GO): ATP binding; ATP-dependent DNA damage sensor activity; four-way junction DNA binding
Source: RefSeq, a predicted model, not a curated record